Messenger RNA from Geodia barretti, 1330 nucleotides. Lineage: Eukaryota; Metazoa; Porifera; Demospongiae; Tetractinellida; Geodiidae. The record is from the annotation of a GenBank genome assembly.
AAGAGAAGACACACCAUUUACACGUCCGGGUCUCGAGAAUCUCUCGCAGAAGUGGGUGUGGUCGGAAUAAGAACGAGCAAAUCAGCUACAGCUCUCGGACAGACAAAAUCUGACCUGAGUCCAGGGUUCACUUUCUCAAAACCAACUCCUCAACGCUCUGCUUUUCCACGUACUCCACGCUCUGUUGUUCCCGUGGAGACCGAUAAACAAGAUGUCACCAUGGAUACAACAGCCCCGCCCACCUCAUCAGGAGUUCGGUUCACAUUUUCUAACCCAAGACUCUAUGUUGCUAAGAAACGAUUGGUAUCCGUUGGCAACAGCGAGGCGGGAAAGGGAGGGAGUGAGGGAGAUAGGGUGUGUGGAGCAUCACCAAUCCCCCAUCUUCCCGAGCUAACUCCUCACAAAACUCCACAUGUCAACAGGCGAAGCUCUAGUUUCACAGCUGCAGCGACCCCCGCCCCCCGGGGCAGGCUAAACGAGGGGUUCCUCAAAACUCCAUUUCCCCGACCCUCUGCAGGUUCCCCCAAUUUGCUCCAACAGAUCAGCUCUGAGCUGAUAGAGCGGUAUCCUCAAGCCACGCCCCUUGCCACUCCCACCAUCGGGGCGGGGCUUGGGAUGAACGAAAGCUAUCGCCAGGCGGUAUACUCCAGACAACUUAUCAAACCGAUUUCCCUGGAGUUCACCGUUACUCCAGACCCCGACAUGAGCUCCGAAAUUGUCCAAGAAGUCUCCUUCACGUUCCAACUCAACCACUCACCGGGUCGUCAUAGCAACACAAACAACCCUCCGCACCCUAGCAAUACGGAAACUCGUGUCCCUCUCUCUCCGAGUUGUCACGGCAACACGAACAAAACCCCGCCCCCUAGCAACCCAGCAAAACGUGUCCCCCUCUCUCACAGACGGCCUGUUGUCAGGGAGUUGAGACCACAGAAAGCUCCACUGCAGCGUAGGUUUGCAAUGACUCCACUUCUCACUCCGAGGGCACCGCGAUUUACUGACAUCUCCUCUCCUUUCACCUCCGCUCCUACAGCAACUGUUGCUACGGGGCAGAAAUUGGCUAGCAAGACACCAAGAGUUGGCAGGAGAGCUCAGAUGUACGUUAUUCCCUCCACUGGUAGCCAUGGGAACAAGGAAAACAUGUGCACAGACGUACCGACUAGAGAAUGGGUUGUGUAACAUUCUCCCUCUUCCUCCGUCUAUCUCUCUCUUUUUCUGACCUCUAACAUGCUUGACUAAUAAUAUUGCUAUUUAUAUUGACACAUACUAUAUACAGGGCUGCAUGAACACAAGGUAUGUAUAGUCACAAGCAACAAACACAACUGCACGGCCA